CCAAGGUCAGGCUCUCCUUUCUAAACAUGUCACUUCCUUCUGACUGCAUUCACUGCGACAGCACCUUGCACUGAGAAGGAAACAGAGUCAACAGCAUUUGAUCAACAUCUUUCUCCACCAAAGCAGGGUUUUAGAUCCUGUUGGCAGCAGCAGUGAAGAUGGCUGCCCUGUGCUGGAUGGCUGUAACGCUGGGCUUGUUGUUUUCUGCUGGAAACAGUUUGGCUGAUGUGGACCAGAACCAACUUGCACGAAUUGUUAAUGAGGUCUUGAACAGGUAUAGACCAAGCUACGAGGGCAACAAGGGUCACAGAAGAUUCCCCAUGUUCAGUCUGGCUGUAACCAUCCCAUACAACAGUGACAAGAGAAUGUAUGACAUCAGUAAAGUCAUUGACUCAGCUGACCAAGUGAAGAAUACGAUUCUAAGAUGUGAAGUGUACACCGGCACGAGGGUGGUGGCAGCCACAGUUCUGAGAUGGCCCAAUGUUCUGGAUCAGUGUCCUGAUGAACGUGUGCAAUGGCCUCAUGUUCUAAGACAAUGUCGUCAAAGGUCUAUGACAUGGGCUAAUGUUAAAGAACAGUGCCCUGAUGCAGUUUACGAUGGUAAAGCUGAUCAUGCAGAGUACCGUACUCUGCAGCACUUUAACACCUUGACAAAAAAUUGUAUCAAAACUGAUCUGUUACUUUUCUACGUUCUCUCUUCCCCAUGUGAUAAAAGAUGUACAAGCGAAUCAAGUCCCGGGAGCAUUCUUGAUAGCAUAAAUCAGAUUCUGAAUUGGAGUAACCAUGCUGUUGUGUUUUCCAAUGUAUUCAUGCCCAGAAAUUGUGUACACAUACCUGAGGAUAACCUGAGGGGAGCCCUUGAGCGGCUUGGGACACAUAAGGGUUCCCUAGGAUCAAUUGGUCUAAGCAACAUAUUCCGUUGCGACGUGGACGACGUGGACGACGUGGACGACGUGGACGACGUGGACGACGUAGACGGACGAUCAACAACUUGCCAUCCACUUCAUUCAUACAGCCUCAACGUGGCAAAAGUGAUUCCACACAGGUACAGAGACAAAAAAAACAACAUUAAUACAAGGGCAGGAGAUUUCACUAAUGUUGACAGUAAUACAGAAGGGGUGGUGGGUCAGGGUGGCAGUGGAAGAAGAGGAGGGGAAAAAGCAGAAGUGGGGGUAAACACAGAAGAGCUAGCAGGAGCAGAGGAGGAGGGAGGUGCGGAGGACAGCGCAGGAUGA
Molecule: messenger RNA, 1235 nt
Organism: Sebastes umbrosus (honeycomb rockfish)
Lineage: Eukaryota; Metazoa; Chordata; Actinopteri; Perciformes; Sebastidae
Exons: 6
Coding region: 159-1235 (358 amino acids)
Source: RefSeq, a predicted model, not a curated record